Cicer arietinum (chickpea) is the source of this 1843-nucleotide messenger RNA. RefSeq lists its product as uncharacterized. Gene Ontology annotation, molecular function: protein binding. NCBI's taxonomy places the organism in Eukaryota, Viridiplantae, Streptophyta, Magnoliopsida, Fabales, Fabaceae. Gene Ontology annotation, biological process: maturation of SSU-rRNA from tricistronic rRNA transcript (SSU-rRNA, 5.8S rRNA, LSU-rRNA). The record is from RefSeq and is a predicted model, not a curated record. Gene Ontology annotation, cellular component: small-subunit processome; nucleolus.
CAUCCUACCAGGCCCAUCAGCUACAUUAACAAAACACAGCCGCUCUUGUUUUGCCCUCGUUUCAGAAACAGGUCGCCCGGAGUCCUGAACUCACCUCGCCGGAAAACGCAGUCGGCCUCCAGAAACAGUAGUCAAAGUUCUCCUUGAAACCCUAAGUUGAACUGCUUUUAAGUUUAGGUUUUGAAUUUGGACUGAAGAAGAGUUUGUUCUCCGAUUUUGGUUCAUCGUUCACAUAAUGAAAGUAAAAGUUAUAUCACGUUCUACCGAUGAGUUCACUCGAGAAAGAAGCCAAGACCUUCAACGCGUAUUUCGUAAUUACGACCCUAGUCUUCGUCCUCAAGAGAAGGCAGUGGAAUAUGUUCGUGCUGUUAAUGCUGUGAAGUUAGACAAGAUUUUUGCAAGACCUUUUAUAGGAGCAAUGGAUGGACAUGUAGAUGCUAUUUCAUGUAUGGCUAAGAACCCUAGUCAGUUGAAACACAUAUUCUCUGGUUCAAUGGAUGGAGAUAUUCGUCUCUGGGAUAUAGCUGCUAGACGGACCAUUUGUCAGUUCCCGGGUCACCAAGGUGCUGUGCGAGGCCUGACAACAUCUACAGAUGGCCGCAUUCUUGUUUCAUGUGGAACUGAUAGCACUGUCAGACUGUGGAGUAUUCCUGUUCCUUCUUUUGCAGAUUCAGAUGGCUCAAUUCAGAACACUAUUGAGCCAACAAGUGUUUAUGUAUGGAAGAAUGCAUUUUGUGCUGCUGAUCACCAGUGGGACGGCGAACAUUUCGCUACAGGUGGCGCUCAAGUAGAUAUAUGGAAUCAUAACAGGUCUCAGCCAGUAAAUAGUUUUGUAUGGGGUACAGAUACGGUGAUUUCUGUCCGCUUUAAUCCAGGAGAACCAAAUCUAUUGGCAAGCUCAGCUAGUGACAGGAGUAUAAAUCUUUAUGAUUUACGCAUGGAUACUCCAGUAAGGAAAAUGAUAAUGAUGACCAAAACCAAUUCUAUAGCUUGGAAUCCAAUGGAGCCCAUAAAUUUUACAGUUGCAAAUGAAGAUGGUCACUGCUAUAGUUAUGAUUCUAGGAAGUUGGGUGAAGCCAAAUGUGUUCAUAAAGAUCACGUUUCUGCCGUCAUGGAUAUUGACUACUCACCAACUGGUCGUGAAUUUGUUACCGGAUCUUAUGAUAGAACAGUGAGAAUAUUCCCUUAUAAUGGCGGUCACAGCCGAGAGAUUUAUCAUACUAAAAGAAUGCAAAGGGUAUUCUGCGUGAAAUUCAGCGGUGAUGGAAGUUAUUUGAUUUCGGGAAGUGAUGAUACUAACCUCAGGCUUUGGAAGGCCAAAGCCUCGGAACAACUUGGAGUGAUUCUCCCAAGGGAAAAGAAGAAGCAUGAAUAUCACGAGGCAAUAAAGAAACGCUACAGGCACCUUCCCGAAAUUAGCCGUAUCGCAAGGCAUAGACACUUACCAAGACCGAUAUACAAAGCCGCUUCUUUGAUGCGUGUUAUGACUGAUGCGAAGAAAAGAAAGGAAGAGAGGAGGAAAGCUCACAGUGCUCCAGGGAGUGUUACUACAAAGCCAUUACGAAAAAGAAGAAUUAUCAGAGAAGUUGAAUGAGAUUUUUCUGUGCCAGUGCAUGCUAAAAAAUGCAAUAUAUAUUUAUGAAGUGGCAAGAGUUUCUACACCGAUGUUAUAUUAUGCAUUUGUGAAAUCAAUAGCCAGUUUUGAGAUGUUAUACUACUUAUUGGUUCAGUUCUCUGUUCCAAUGCAAGAAAUUUUGGUUUAUUCUUGAGUAUGUAUUCUUGAUAUUUUUCAGUUCAAAUUAGUAAAUGUGACAAAAUAUAGCACUAUUGAGCUCUUACAAAA